AUGGUCGCUUGUCUGCUCCUCUCCAGCAUCUGGACCAUCGUGUCAGGUUCUGUACAGGUGAUGCACAGCAAGGUCCAGUCGGUCCAGGCAGGAGAAAAUAUUACUUUUUCAUGCCAGUUGGUCACAAAAGAAGAUGUGCUACAGGUGACUUGGCAGAAGGAGACGGAUGGAGCUGAAGACAACAUAGCGACUUACAGUACAAUGAACGGCCAAAAGAUAGCGAAGGACUACGUCAGCCAUGUGAGCUUUGUCCACAGUGAGUUACAAGCCUCGGCCAUCUCUCUUCGUAGAGUCACCCUCCAAGAUGAAGGAUGCUACAAGUGCAUUUUCAACACGUUUCCCUUGGGGGCUGUCACCGGCAGGAUGUGUCUCAAGGUUUAUGCCAUCUCAGACCCCAAAGUGGAGGCUAAACUUAUACCCAGUCCCGACAAAGCUGAGGACUCUGAGAAAGUGGUGGGGAUAAGCUGCUCAGCAACAGGGAAGCCCGCUCCAAAAAUCACCUGGCACCUUCCAAGCAUCUUGCAACAGAAACCAAGGGAAUACCACAUCAGGCUCAGCAACCAGACCGUGACUGUCAUCAGCAAUUUCACCCACACCCACUCCAAAAUCCUCCAGGAGUACCCCAUUUCCUGCAUGAUCCAACACCCCUCUCUAAACAUGACCCUGGUCCUGCCCAUGGACAGCCUGGCGCAGGGUCCAGACAGCAGUGUGGCACCGGCCAUUGCCAUUGCGGUGGGGGUGCUGGUCCCCUUGACUUCCUUCCUUCUCGCCUGUCUCCUCUGCCGCUGCCUCAGGCACCUACGUGACCUGGAGAGGAACCCAGCCUGGCCAUGCUGGGUCCUUCCCGCCUGUACCAGGGCCAAGAAGUGUGGGCAGUACAGCAUUGCGGGCAGGCGGGCUCCGGCAGUGUCCCCCAGCCCUGCUGUGAUGCUGAACACCUGA
Antrostomus carolinensis (chuck-will's-widow) is the source of this 942-nucleotide messenger RNA. Its product is annotated as OX-2 membrane glycoprotein. Gene Ontology annotation, cellular component: axon; neuronal cell body; cell surface. Gene Ontology annotation, biological process: negative regulation of neuroinflammatory response; negative regulation of macrophage activation; heterotypic cell-cell adhesion. The transcript is spliced from 5 exons. NCBI's taxonomy places the organism in Eukaryota, Metazoa, Chordata, Aves, Caprimulgiformes, Caprimulgidae. The record is from RefSeq and is a predicted model, not a curated record. Gene Ontology annotation, molecular function: cell-cell adhesion mediator activity. The coding region runs from base 1 to 942 and encodes 313 amino acids.